This is a messenger RNA of Enterobius vermicularis (human pinworm), 3591 nucleotides long. Lineage: Eukaryota; Metazoa; Nematoda; Chromadorea; Rhabditida; Oxyuridae. The record is from the annotation of a GenBank genome assembly.
AUGAUUCGGGAAACCGAAGCCGAACAGCAGUUCCAGCUGGUUGGAGCAAAUUCAUUUCAAAUAUUACUAUCUCUAUGCUCCUUCAUUUCCAUGGUGUCUGUUGCUGCUUUGUGCACAUCCGCUCACUGUUGCCGCAAGAAAUCUAAAAAAUCUGAACUGGAUGAGCCUUAUGGCAUCAUGGACGCAGGCGAAACUACAUCCGCAGGUAACCAAGCGGGUAACGUCGCGUUUCGUGCCAAUGGGGUGCCUAAUCUUCCUCAUCCUACUCGUUUUUCUCAGCCGAUUGCUGCGGGGCUGAGUUCUUGCGGACUUCAGGCCCUUCAGAGGUCAUCUGUUCCUUUAGCUCAACCUGCUUCUUCUGUACGAAGAGCAUUACCUAACCCUCCUCUCGCUGUGCCAUCUCAGGUCCCUUUGGAUUCAUCAGCUGGUCUUUAUUCGGCAAUCGAUAAAGUGGAUUUGGCAAAGGGAAGAGUUCAGUCUAUCCCUUAUAUUGAGGAUUCAGUUAAUCCAACGUACGAAUCAAUCGAUGCCGAGACUGAUUCAUUUUCUGAUCCUCUUUAUUCAAAAUUAGAUAUUGGAAAUCGAAGUGGUAGGAAAUAUGAUUAUCCGGCAUUCGUUGGGCAACAUAGAGGUAGUGGAGAAGAAGCAGUGUAUCAAAGUGCAUCCCAGAUCUAUGGAGGUGGAAGUGAAGAUCCAUAUAGUUCUAUCGCAAGUCACUCUGUUACUGAAGAUAAAUACAAUGUCGGGUAUGCUGCUUUUGGAGAUAGUUCUACUAACGGUUUUUCGUUUCCCCAGUGCAGUACGGCUCAUCAGUCAACAAAUGAGAAUGUUGAUCAGCUAUAUACAAAAAUACAGAGAGAUAUUCCGAGGAAAAGGGAACCUGGCGUAGAGCCGUACUCACCUGCUGAUAGUGGAAGCCCCUUCGAAUUUGUUUCGUACCCCCAAAGUGAUAGUGAAAAGACGAGUAGGGAACCGUCAUACCGGUACAUAACAGUACGAGAAAGUGUUGAUGUUAUACGGCAAAGAAUUAAUGAACGAGAAAGAAAUGGUGGAAGAAGUAACAGUGAAAGAAAUGGUUUCUCUGCAGAUUCAAGUGUGCCGUAUCGUGAACACUUUUAUGCUUCUAUUGAGGGUGGCAGUGAUUAUGAAUCGGUUUCGGGUAAUGCUAUUUACGAACAUUUGCCAGAGGAUGGAGAAGAAAAAUAUAGUGGAUUGCUUCCUAGUUCAUCGAACCAAAAAUUUGGAGUCAACCGCUUCAACCAAAGUAUUCCUCCGAAACCUCCAACUUCGCCUAUUCCAUCUUAUCGAGACGACCACAAGGCUGAACCGUCAGUGAUGGCUUCAUCAACUUCGUAUUCAGUAAACCUUUCAAAUACUCCCAGAUGUACGAAUCGAUCUGGCAGUGCUUUAUUUGCGGGGCCAUACAGCUACUUUUCUAUAAAAUCUAGUGGUGUUGCGAAACUCUCCAGUUCGCCGUCCGAGUCAUUUGCGCGAAAUGACGUUACUCAAGCUAAGACAUUAGAGAAUCAGAAUUGCGCAGGAAAUUCUGACAUCAACGGUCAUCCUGAAAUGCGUAACACUUCAAAAUUUCCAGAGUCAGUACGAGAGACCAGCGAGACAAGUGUUGCUGGUAGAUACGAUGAUAACGGUUUUCUGCCAGGAUCCCUCAUGCCGCCUUCUGAUUCUAGUAAUAUAAUCAAACCUUUGAAAGAUUUAGAAGCCGGAAAUUCAGAUCUUCAACGACAAGCUCUUUCUUCUGAAAAUUCUGAUUUUAAUACUGUUAACGAGUCCGCAAGCACAUUAAGUACGGAUGAAGUGAACGUUUCAAAUCAGACUACUGUUUCUCGAGGUCACAUCUGCUCAAGCUCGCGCUGGAUGAGUGCUGAGAAGGCUUUAAAUAUGGCAAAUCCUGAUGGAGUGAAAAAGUCAAUUACCGUUUCUCCUUCUAGGGAUUUUUGUUCAGAUUCUCGACUUUCUGAGAACAGCGAAUCUCUUAGCGUUUCAGAACCAAAUAAUUUGAAAGGGCUAAAACAGACUGUUUCUUCAAACGUUUUUCUACCUUGUUCGCACUCUGGGGGUGUUGAAGAGGCGUCUGAUGAAGGAAAUUUAGAGCAGCCUGGUAAACCGAGCAUCUCUUCAGGAAACUAUGCAAUCAGUCAUUUUCGCAGUGACGAAAGGGGGCGAGGCAGAUUAAAUUCAACGACACUGGCUCAUUUGAACGAAGAGCAUUCCUUUUUGGAGGAUCAUCAUGACAACUCACAUCUCAGUGUUACUGACAAGAGGAUUCGUCUAAAGAAUUCAUUUAUUUCGAGGCACUCAGACCAUUUUUUUGACUCGAAAGAGGAGCAUUUGUCAAAUUUUGCGCGGGAUGCGGGGGAGGCGUUGAGUGCAGUUAGUCUUAGUGAGCAGUCGGGAUUGACAGAGGAGCAUGUAUUUCCAGAAGGAUGUUCUCAAGGUAUCAAUCUUCCCUCUCCUGAGGUGUCGGGUUCAAUGGGCCCAAAGUGUCCAGAAGAGUUGAGCCACUUUUGUAAUUCCGAAAGCUUUUAUUCUAGCAACCCUUCUCAUAAUAUUAGAGAGAAGUCAAACCAGUUUGAGCCUGAAGAGUCAUCUCAGGAUUAUUUUAAUGAACAGAAGCAUGUGGCAAACCCGAAUCCUUAUGAUAAAGACAGAACUGUGGACAUAUCAGAAACAAAUGAUUUGGAAGAGAUGAAUCGGUUGUUUAACGGUAGAGAAACCUGUUCUACAGCUCCUCGUAACAGUAAGAUAAGUUUAAAUGGGUCAACCGAAGUGAAUCCCAGAAAGUUUUCCACUAAUUCUGAGCAUUAUAUGUCUGAGACAAAUCGAAACGAUUGCUCCAAAGACCGGUAUUCUAAAUACUCACAACUUCGCUACUUGAACAGCGUGACAAACACGUUAAAUCUUAACACCGUAGACGGGUCAGGUUUGAGCACGGGGGAAAGCCGUCAUACAACUUUGCGCGACAGUGAAGAAGUUUUGGACACGGUGGUUCCAGGUAACUCGAGGGAAACGGGGCACUUGAGUGCUUCACAAUGCGGAACAGUCUAUACUGGCUCCGAAGAAGAGAGGGAAGGUUCUCUACCGGAUAAUUCGUCUAAAAUUCUUCAAAAGGUUCGGAGCAAAAGUUCAGUUACAAAUUUCUCAGAGAUGACUUGUCCAUCAAAUUACUCGGAGGGUUCGAGGUCUUGGAGCUGUUGCGUUGAGGUUUCAGAAACGACAGAUAAUGGAUCGGAAGCUGGUUACGAAUUUCAGUUACCAGUCAGCACUUCUGGAAACAAUACUAGUGAGAAAGUUGCAAUUCCGAGGAGAACUCAUUUAGACAGUGACUCUCCGUUGGCAUGUGGUGGGAACAUUUGCGAAGAAAAUAUUUUGAAUUUAAACGUCAGCACGUUAGGUGUUGCAAAUGGCGAUAACUGUGGAGGUUUAGAAGUUGUUCAUAAAAAAAUAGAUUUUCCUCACAGUGAUUCAACAUGCGGAGGUGCGAGAACUGCUAUGGUGCGCAACCGAGGGAAGGAAACAGAAGGCUGUGAGAGAGCUGAAGAGGUUAGGUUUGAUUCGUUUGUUCAAUUAUGA